Molecule: messenger RNA, 2616 nt
Organism: Corylus avellana
Lineage: Eukaryota; Viridiplantae; Streptophyta; Magnoliopsida; Fagales; Betulaceae
Source: RefSeq, a predicted model, not a curated record
CACUUAAGAAAGAAGACUCACUUUUCGCGCUUUUCGCCCCGCGACAUUUUCCUUCGACUUGUCAAGCUUUCGCCGUCGAGUAGGUUGAAGGGUGAAAGGAAGGUAAGCAAAAAUGUCGAGCAGGGAGCUUCCAGAAGAUUUGCUAACGGAAAUCCUAUCAAAGCUGCCCGUUAAAUCUCUGGGGCGAUUCAAGUGCGUAAGUAAAUCCUGGUGCUCUCUGAUCACAUACCCUAAUUUCAUCACCAAGCACGUCACUUGGGCCAAUUCUCACAAUCCCCAUCGUAGGGCCAUCCUUAGGCAUUGGGAUGAGUGGGGGAACCCACGUGUCUCCACGCUCUCUAAUGGAACCCUAGAGCUGUCCGGGGAUGUAGAUCUAUUACAAUUGUUUCAGCAUCAGGUUGGCGAGGUACAAGUCUUCGGUGCCUACAAUGGAAUAAUUUGCCUUGGUACUACUCUGCGGAAGGAUGUGGAAAUGUUCGCCCGCCGUUAUGAAUACCUUAGUGCUGAUUCUUGGAGAGCGAUUGAUUCGCCCCCUAACCGAUCUUAUUCGAUUCAGUCACCUCGUUUUCCUUCAUACCUAAAUGGAGCUUUUCAUUGGUGGGCUUUUGAUAGGGGUACGAUUUCUCAGCCAUUCUUGCUUUCCUUUGAUAUGAGCAAUGAGGUGUUCCAAAAGGUAUUGCUUCCCCAAAUUGAACUAUCUUUAUUUGAGGGUGAGUUGGAUAUUGCUGUUGUCAAUGACUCUGUAGCUUUGAUUUUGCGAUGUGAGGGUGAGUUGGAUUAUUCGUUUGAUAUAUGGCUUCGGGAGGAUGGCUCGGUGGUUCUAAGCGAUCCAAAUGUAGGAGACUUGGAAUUGUAUGACCCAAGAACACAAGAAGUGAGGGAUCUUCGAAUAAAUGAUGCUGGAUCAUGCUCUCAACUUGUUAGUUACACAGAGUCCAUUGUUUUCCUAAAUGGAUCAAGGGAUGUGCUUGAGCAUCAAGACAAAAGUAAAGCAAAAAUGUCGAGCAGGAGGAGGGGAAGGAAAGGGCGGCGAGGGAGAAAGAAGAAAAGUGCAAACACGCGGAACAGGGACCUCCCAGAAGAUGUGAUAAUCGAAAUCCUAUCAAAGCUUCAGGUCAAAUGCCUGCUGCGAUUCAAGUGCGUAUGUAAAUCCUGGUAUGCACUCAUCACAAACCCUCAUUUCAUCACCAAGCACUUCACUUGGGCCACUUCUCACCAUCCCCACGCCGUGCUUAAGCGCCGGUAUGAGAUGGGGUUCUCCUGGCUCUCUAAUGAAAUCCUAGAUCAGUACGAUGAAACCGUAGAGCUGUUCGGGGAUAUAGAUCUCUCACAAUUGUUUCAGGAUGACGUUUACAAGUUACUAGUCUCGGGUCCCUGCAAUGGAAUAUUUUGUUUUGCUGCUACUCUGUUGGAGGAUACUGAACUGACACUGUCGGACGAUUAUGAUCAGAUUGUGUUAUGGAACCCUGCGACAAGAGAAUCAAAGACGCUCCCCCAAAUCCAACCCCCGCCGGAUGUAACAGACCCCGUUUAUGAUUUUGGCCUGGGUUUUGAUCCAAAGACUAACGAUUACAAGGUGGUUAGGAUUCUGACCUUCAAUUCUCAAUGCGAAGUUGCUGUGUACAGCCUUAGGGCUGAUUCUUGGAGAGUGAUUGAUUCAUCCCCUAACCCAUCUUAUGAGAUUCAUUCACCUCGUUAUCCUUCCUACCUAAAUGGAGUUCACCAUUGGUGGGCUCACGAGAAGGGUAACAUGAACCACCAAAUCUUGCUUUCCUUUGAUAUGGGCAAUGAGAUGUUCCAAGAGGUACCGUCUCCCCCAAUUGAAGCAUAUGGUCUUGGGGAUGUUUCUGUUCUCACUAACCAUGUAGCUGUGGUUCUACAAUGCGGCAGUGGGUUGGAAGAAUGGUAUGAGAUAUGGGUGUUGUUUGAGACUUGGAUCAAACUAUCUACAAUCGGACUCCUUCCGCCACAUACUUGGGAUCUGGUAGAGCUUCGGACGGAUGGUAUGGUAGUUCUAGGCACUAAAGGCACUGAAAAUGGAGCCUUGAUACUGUAUGACCCAAGAAGACGAAAACUGUGGGAUACUAAAAUAUAUGGGGCUUCUUCAUGCACUCUACUUCUGAGUUACAAAGAGUCCCUAGUUUUGCUAAAUGGAUGGGGGAAUUUGAUUGAGCAACAACACAAUUCAUAGCAAGAUUCUAGACCAUUUCGGUGAUUGGGCUUCCAAUUCAUCUUCACAUAUUUGGCAUAUUACUUUUGGAAUUACGAUGAAGCCUGAAGGAAAAAAGAAAAUUACCAAAGGUGAGUGGCUAGCAUUUGACAUUUACAAUUUUAGCUUCUUGCAGGCUCUAUGGAAGUCGGCUCACACGUCCGGGGUUCGUCGGCGACGGUGCCCGAGUACUUCAAUGCCAGAGUUAUGUUGGUCGUAAAUAUGGUUGGAAGAUUUUUUUUUAAUCAUUUUUGAGACUAGUCGAGGAGUUGAAAAAAAAAUUCCGUUGACCUUCUAUUUUGUACCUGGACUACAAUUAAUGUGUAACCAAUGGAAAGGAAAUUCAAUGUUUUCUUGUUGGGAAAAGAUGGGGCGAACAAUGGCCCAAUGCAAAGGCCCAACUCCAA